Messenger RNA from Trichomonas vaginalis G3, 600 nucleotides. Its product is annotated as GTPase protein. The record is from RefSeq and is a predicted model, not a curated record. Gene Ontology annotation, molecular function: GTPase activity; GTP binding. The transcript has a single exon. Bases 1 to 600 code for a protein of 199 amino acids. NCBI's taxonomy places the organism in Eukaryota, Parabasalia, Trichomonadida, Trichomonadidae.
AUGAAGUGCACUUUCCGCUCGGUUAUGAUUGGCGACAGCGCGGUCGGAAAAACAUCAAUAGUUAACAGAUUUUUAAGAAAUAGCUUUGAUCAAUCCGAACCAAGUACAGUUGGAGCUUUAUAUGAGUCACAUAAUGAAACAAGAAACGGAAAACCAAUAGAACUUCAAAUUUGGGAUACAGCUGGCCAAGAACAAUACAGGAGCCUCGGUCCAAUCUAUUUCAGAAGCUCUGCGGGCGCAAUCUUAGUUUUUGAUAUAACAAACCAAAAAUCAUUCGACAGUUUAGAUGAAUGGCUCAAUUUCUAUAGAAAUGCAGGCUGCGAAAAUACAAUUGUUAUGAUCGUUGGAAAUAAAAAUGACCUUGCUGAACAAAGGGUUAUAACAACUGAACAAGGUCAGGCUUGGGCACAAGCACAUGGAUGCACAUAUAUUGAAACCUCAGCUUUGCAAGGUUAUGGCAUUAAAAACUUAUUCAAGACAUUUAUUGAUCAACUCUUAGCUCAAUUCGAAGAAGAGCAUGAAAAGAGACAAUCGAAGAUGCCGAAGAGUGCCACAGGCCUUCCUCCACCUGCAAAAGAACAAAAAUCCGGUUGUUGCUAA